AUGACUCGAGCUGAUCCAUCCGCGAGGAAAUUCGUCCGAGAGGCGCAGGAACGUAUCCCCUCGUCAGAGCCCGGGCGUCUACAUGGGACUGAACCCCCCCAAGUGGGUGGAGGCGAGGCAGUCGUCCAUCGCCUCCCUACCGUCCUCCAGCAACGGCACCACUCCGGGUUCCUCCCCCAUCUCUGAAAUUCGUCCGAGAGGCGCAGGAACGUAUCCCCUCGUCAGAGCCCGGGCGUCUACAUGGGACUGAACCCCCCCAAGUGGGUGGAGGCGAGGCAGUCGUCCAUCGCCUCCCUCCCGUCCUCCAGCAACGGCACCACUCCGGGUUCCUCCCCCAUCUCUUCCCAGUGUUCCUCCGAUGAGCAACUGCAUGCAGGCAUGCCAAGUAUGGUCAACGAGGAAUUUCCAUCGAGAUUUAUGUCAAACGAAAGCAUCCCCAGCCUAGACGAAGAGGGAAUCAUCAGGUCCACCGGGAUGAGAUUACGCUCUUGCAGCAUCGGCAGCAGCCCGGACCACUCCUUGACGGCGUCGUGCGAGGACGAGAUCGUCCAGAUGAACACCCUCUACCAAGAGCGUUUCCCGAAGGCGACGCAGCAGAUGGAGGAACGGCUGGCCAAUUUCAUCGAGACUCACAGGGACGCGGGAUUUUCGGACGCCAUCAAGGGCUUCGCUCAUAAUCAGGUCCUGGAGAUGGCCCGCGACUGCCUCGCCAAGUCGCAGGAGAAGCUCAUCACCUCCAACUACUUCCACGAACUCUCGGAGAACCUAGAUAAGCUGCUGACGGUGACCCGCGAGAAGUCCCCGCAGGCCUUGGCCCACCUCUCGAGCGUCAUCCGCGAGCUCCUCCUCAUCGUCUCCCGGCCGGCCCGGCUGCUCGAAUGCCUGGAGUUCGAUCCGGAGAAAUUCUAUAGACGCAUGGAGGAGACAGAGGACCAGGUGAGGGGCACCGCCAGAAUCAAGGAGGGCAUACCGCGUCUUCUCAUCACUGCCCUGGGCCACAUCAAGCUCACCGACUUCGGGCUCAGCAAGAUCGGAAUCAUGUCUCAUGCAACAAAUAUUUAUGAAGGUUUUGUCGAUCGCGAGACUCGCCAGUUCUCGGACAAGCAGGUUUUCGGCACUCCGGAAUACAUUGCACCUGAAGUGAUUCUAAGUCUUGGAUAUGGAAAGCCGGUGGACUGGUGGUCUAUGGGAGUUAUUCUCUACGAGUUCCUCAUUGGCUGUGUUCCUUUUCUCGGUGAAACUCCCGAGGAACUCUUUGCUCAUACUGUCAGUGCAAACAUAGAGUGGCCAGACGAAUCAGACUGGCCCGUAGAUCCUCAGGCCAAGAAUCUGAUCACCGGCCUCCUGCAACAGAGUCCCUUGGAUCGGCUGGGCACCGUCGGUGCUGCCGAGGUCAAGGAGCAUCCCUUCUUCGAGUCCAUCGACUGGGAUUCUCUCCUUCGACAGAAGGCAGAGUUCAUUCCGCAGCUGGAGCACGAGGAAGACACUUCGUACUUCGAUACUCGACUGGAUCGGUACAAUCACGAGUCGGAUGCGGAUGAUGAUGAUGCUGAGGGAUCCUCGCUGUUUUCGUCCUUCUCGUCCUGCUCCCCUCAUUUUAUGAGAGACAAGAUGAGAGACUCUGAUAACUCUGGGUCGGAGUCGACACCAGGGACGCCGGAACAAGAGCACCCACGCUUUUCGUCUAAUGGCUCUUCGGGAAAUGGCUUCCCGUUCCCUGCACCAGUCACUCCAGAUCCAUCACAGGCAGAACAAGCCGCAUCGCCGCUGGUUAUAAGGAAACGCCGAAUCAAUAUUAUGCCCUGUUUCCCCUCGCCUGACGAUUCCCCCGACACCCUACCUCCCACGGCGUUUUCUGAAAAUGGAGAUUCUACAGGGGAGCUGUCACCUGUGAAAGAACGAAGCUACUCGCGUGGUAACGCCGACAGUCCUCUCAUCCCAGAAGCCAGUACGCCUACACCUACUAGUACCUCUGCUCCGAGUACCCCAACAAAACCCGCGCCAUCGGAGAAAGUGAGAAAGCGUAGCGAGAAGGCCGUCGCGGGCAAACGAUCGUCGAGCAUUGUCGUCCCACCAGGCGUUCGUCGCAUCAGCAAGGGUGCAUCUGCCUCCGGACUCUCCUUCAGGAUCCCAUUAGACGAGAGCUUACUGGGAAUACAGACCCCAAGCGAAUCGAGUACUGCCUCAUCCCGUGAAGCGUCCCCCAAUCGAGACAGCGGUUCGCUUUCGUCCUUUAAGCCUCCUGUCAUCCUUCGUCGUUCUCGGCAGGGAUUCGGCUUCACCAUAAAGACGAUUCCGGUUUACUAUGGCGAUACGGACUACUACACUCUUCAUCACAUUGCAGUGAAUGAGGGAAGUCUGGCGCAUGAAGCCGGUCUCCGAACGGGAGACCUCAUCACCCACAUCAACGGAGAGUCGGUCCAGGGCCGCCUCCACACCGAGGUCCUCCAGAUGCUUUUGUCUGGGAAGGAUCCGGUGUCCAUCCACGCCACCCCGCUGGAAAACACGUCGAUCAAGGCCGGAGGGCGAAGAAGAAGCGCGGCGAAGGCCAAAUUGACUCGGCGGACUCAUCGAGUGCACCACGGUGGAAAGGGUCGGGCUGGGGCCAAGAGUUCGCGCAAUAAAAAGAAAUCCCUUUCGAAACGUGUAAGCAUCAAGAGGGCUGUAGCAGAAGCUCAAAAGGCUUUGACGAGUCAGCGCAGAGUGCCAAUCCUUCAUCGAUCUCUGUCCACAUGUGAACCUCCAUUCCAUAAUGAAGAACUCUCUCAAAUCUCCAGCCGAUUUGGUUCCACAUCCUCGCAGCCAUCCAGUCCCCGCCCCAUCCCAUCCAAUUCCAUGCAUGGUCCUCCAUCCUUCCACGGACGUAUUCACAGCCUGGACGACGUGCAUUGUUCCACUGGGUCUUUAUAG
Molecule: messenger RNA, 2910 nt
Organism: Darwinula stevensoni
Lineage: Eukaryota; Metazoa; Arthropoda; Ostracoda; Podocopida; Darwinulidae
Source: the annotation of a GenBank genome assembly